This is a messenger RNA of Amblyraja radiata (thorny skate), 1564 nucleotides long. Its product is annotated as tubulin alpha-1A chain. Lineage: Eukaryota; Metazoa; Chordata; Chondrichthyes; Rajiformes; Rajidae. The record is from RefSeq and is a predicted model, not a curated record. Bases 137 to 1492 code for a protein of 451 amino acids. Gene Ontology annotation, molecular function: structural constituent of cytoskeleton; GTP binding. The transcript is spliced from 4 exons. Gene Ontology annotation, biological process: microtubule-based process. Gene Ontology annotation, cellular component: microtubule.
AACAAACCUCCCCAGCUUCCCCUCACAACCCUUUGUCACUUCUUCUCUAUAAAUCCGCAGACAGAGACAGACUUCAGUCUGCUGAUAGAUCUUCUCGGUCGAUUCUUUAAAGUCGCACUGUGGGAGAUCCUUAGCCAUGCGUGAGUGUAUCUCCAUCCAUGUCGGCCAGGCCGGUGUCCAGAUGGGCAAUGCAUGCUGGGAGCUGUACUGCUUGGAACAUGGCAUCCAGCCCGAUGGACAGAUGCCCAGUGACAAGACCAUCGGAGGGGGCGAUGACUCCUUCAACACCUUCUUCAGUGAGACUGGAGCGGGGAAGCAUGUCCCACGAGCCGUCUUUGUCGAUCUAGAGCCAACUGUGAUCGAUGAGGUCCGCACUGGUACCUAUCGGCAGCUGUUCCACCCCGAGCAGCUCAUCACCGGCAAGGAAGAUGCCGCCAACAACUAUGCCCGUGGGCACUACACCAUUGGCAAGGAGCUGAUCGACCUGGUUCUGGAUAGACUUCGCAAGCUGGCUGACCAGUGUACAGGACUCCAGGGUUUCCUCAUCUUCCACAGCUUUGGUGGAGGCACCGGCUCCGGUUUCACUUCCCUGCUGAUGGAACGUCUCUCCGUUGACUACGGCAAGAAGUCCAAGCUGGAGUUCUCCAUCUACCCAGCUCCUCAGAUCUCCACCGCAGUGGUGGAGCCCUACAACUCCAUCCUGACCACCCACACCACCCUGGAGCACUCAGACUGCGCCUUCAUGGUGGACAAUGAAGCCAUCUACGAUAUCUGCCGCAGAAACCUGGACAUUGAGCGACCGACAUACACCAAUUUGAAUCGACUCAUUGGUCAGAUUGUGUCCUCCAUCACGGCCUCCCUUCGCUUUGAUGGUGCCUUGAAUGUUGAUCUGACAGAGUUCCAGACCAAUUUAGUCCCAUACCCGCGCAUCCACUUCCCUCUAGCUACCUAUGCCCCUGUAAUCUCAGCUGAGAAGGCUUAUCACGAACAACUGUCUGUGGCCGAGAUCACCAAUGCCUGCUUUGAGCCGGCCAACCAGAUGGUCAAGUGUGACCCUCGCCAUGGCAAGUACAUGGCUUGUUGUCUGCUUUACCGCGGUGACGUGGUGCCAAAAGAUGUCAAUGCUGCCAUCGCCACCAUUAAGACCAAACGUACCAUCCAGUUUGUGGACUGGUGCCCGACUGGGUUCAAGGUUGGCAUCAACUACCAGCCUCCCACUGUGGUGCCCGGUGGUGACCUGGCCAAGGUGCAGCGUGCAGUGUGUAUGCUGAGCAACACCACUGCCAUCGCUGAGGCUUGGGCACGUCUUGACCACAAGUUUGACCUGAUGUACGCCAAGAGAGCCUUCGUGCACUGGUACGUGGGGGAGGGGAUGGAGGAGGGAGAGUUCUCCGAGGCCCGUGAAGACAUGGCAGCCUUGGAGAAGGAUUACGAGGAAGUUGGCACUGACACUAUAGAUGGGGAAGGUGAGGCAGAAGGAGAGGAAUAUUAGUCUGCAGAAAGUAGUCCAGAUGGUGAUAAAUAUGGGAUCAAUAGCAUGAUAUGAUUCAACGUAAACUUUGAA